CUACAACUGUGGGUAAGCUACAAUCUCUCAUCAUAUAUUGCACGAAGAAUAAAAUGUGAAUGCUCUUUAUUUCCUAAUGAAAACUUCUUGCAGGUCAAAUUUCAACAGGGUGAAUUUCAGGGGCUUUUACACAGCUAUUUUAGAAAAGGAUGAAGAGAUCAUUUCUGCAGCGACCAUAAGGAUUCACGGAACAAACCUUGCUGAAAUGCCCUUCAUCGCGACAAAUAAGGAAUAUAGGAGAAAAGGAAUGUGCAGAAAGCUAAUGGUUGCCAUUGAAUCAGCUCUUUGCUAUCUAAAGGUAGAAAAGCUGGUAAUUCCAUCAGUAUCAGAGCGCAUAGGGACCUGGAUAGAAAACUAUGGUUUUCGUCUCAUUAGCUCUCCAUUACCAAAAGAGAUAAAAUUGCACAAUACAUUGAUGUUCCAUGAUUCAAAAAGAUUGCAAAAAGACCUCCUUCCAUCUGCUUUGGCUAAGAUAUAUCGAGCUGAUUCUCGAGGAGAGACAUGGAGUACCGCAAAGAAAUGUGAAGAGCCAAGGCCCUUUGACUUGAAUGUUGAAGCAUCUCAUCAACAGGACAAAGACUGA
Molecule: messenger RNA, 583 nt
Organism: Solanum dulcamara
Lineage: Eukaryota; Viridiplantae; Streptophyta; Magnoliopsida; Solanales; Solanaceae
Product: increased DNA methylation 1-like
Exons: 4
Coding region: 77-583 (168 amino acids)
Biological process (GO): negative regulation of DNA-templated transcription
Molecular function (GO): transcription corepressor activity; acyltransferase activity, transferring groups other than amino-acyl groups
Source: RefSeq, a predicted model, not a curated record